UACAGCAACACCACAGAACAAAGCAGCAAUUUUAGCGCUCACAAUGACAAACGCAUAAUAUGGAAGUGGUAAUGGGGACUUUACACACAUAUACAUAAACCUGAGGAGACAACAGUAGAAUGUGACUCAACCGUGAACGUAAGAACAGAGGUCAAGAUGGUUGAAGCUUCAAAGGGCUUGCUCUCAAUCAUACAGAAACUGAAAGGAUCUUCAGAGGUGGAGUUGAGGAUAGUUCUGUUGGGUUUAGAUAAUGCUGGCAAAACCACCAUCCUCAAGUGUCUGGCCUCAGAGGACGUCAACACCAUUACACCAACACAGGGCUUUAACAUCAAGAGUGUGGCCUCUCAUGGCAUGAAACUGAACAUGUGGGACAUCGGAGGACAGAGACAGAUCCGUCCCUUCUGGAAAAAAUACUUAGAAAACACAGAUUUGUUGAUUUAUGUCAUAGACAGCUCUGACAAGAAGCGGUUUGAGGAAACAGGACUGGAACUAUCAGAGCUGAUAGACGAGAAAAACCUUGCAGGCGUUCCUAUCCUCAUCUUUGCGAAUAAGCAGGAUCUGGCCACAGCGUCCCAAGCCAGUGAGAUUGCUGAGGGUCUGAACCUGCACACAUACAGAGACAGAGUCUGGCAGAUACAGGCCUGUUCUGCAGUCACAGGAGAGGGUGUACAUGACGGUAUGAACUGGAUCUGCAACAACCUCAUCAAAAAGUGAAAACGUUCUGCUGGGACCGUGGGCAGUCCAGUUCUGUUCGUACAAACAUGACCUCUCUGUGCAAUAACCACACGUUACAUAAUGUUACAUUCUGGUUUGCAUAUAAUCAGUAUAAUAUACUUUAAGUACUGUGCUCAAUGUUGAUCCUCACUGAAGGGGCUCCAAAGGUUUUUGGUGUCAAUUAUAAUUUGCAUAAAUGGAAAUGUGUAGUCAUUUUAUAUUGUAGUGAAAUUAAUAUUUGAAAGACAGUUAUGAUAUGUACAUUUCUAAAUGUUUGCUGUUAGAGGUGCAGUUAACCAUGUCAGGUUGAGUGUAUGAAAAGAAAAAUGACUUGAGAGAUUUCGAAUUUUUCUCAUUAAAGCUUCAUUGA
Xyrauchen texanus (razorback sucker) is the source of this 1084-nucleotide messenger RNA. RefSeq names its product ADP-ribosylation factor-like protein 3. The record is from RefSeq and is a predicted model, not a curated record. The transcript has 6 exons. NCBI's taxonomy places the organism in Eukaryota, Metazoa, Chordata, Actinopteri, Cypriniformes, Catostomidae. Gene Ontology annotation, cellular component: cytoplasm; microtubule cytoskeleton. Gene Ontology annotation, biological process: cilium assembly. The coding region runs from base 157 to 714 and encodes 185 amino acids. Gene Ontology annotation, molecular function: GTPase activity; GTP binding.